AUGAUUUCCCUUGUGUGUAUGGCGGAAGGAUUUGAAUGUGGGAUAGAUGCAGAGGUGUGUGAGACAUCCUUGAUUGUGGAAUAUCGCCUGACAAUGUUGCAUCCAACACAGAAAAAAGUUUAUCCAUAUCAAGGAAAGCUUUACAGAUAUGACGUUAAAGAUCCGGAAAAUGCCACAUCUAUUUCACCCGAAGAGGUCAUAACAGCAGAUGGAUGGGAAGAGGAACGUCUGGUAAUUGUGGCAAACGGUAGUCUACCUGGUCCUGCCAUUACUGUGUACGAAGGACAACGACUCGUGGUUCACGUCAUCAAUCAGUUAUACACGGACACUCUGUCGAUUCAUUGGCAUGGUCAGCCUCAAAAGGGUACCCCCUGGAUGGACGGAGUAGCCUUUGUAACACAAUGUCCCAUUUUGCCGGGUCAAAAGUUUACGUAUGACUUUGUUGCUCGACCAAAGGGUACAUAUUGGUACCACUCACAUGUUGGCACACAGCGUACAAAAGGUCUCUAUGGAGCAUUAAUUGUAAGGGAUCGAACCGACAAUAUGGCGGAGCAUAAUCUACUGGUCCAAGGAUGGAAUCACCUUUGGUCAGCAGAUAUGGACCAAUUAAAAUAUAUAACGAAUGGCAUUUAUGAGAAUCGUAAGAAACGUAGGAAUUCGUUUCAGUUAGAUGGUGAUAUGUUUUCAACUGUCCUUCUGACGUCGGUUAUCAUAAACGGUAGGGGGCGUUACUACAGUAACUUUACCACAGAAGCUAACAACGCUGCUCCUUUAAGUGUAUUCAGGGUUCAGCGGGGCCAGACGUACAGGUUUCGAGUGAUAAAUGCAGACAUCCUCUAUCCAUUCCGUGUGUCAGUCGACAAUCACAAAAUCACUGUCGUGGCCACAGACGGAUAUGAUGUACAGCCCGUUUCAGCCGAGUCGUUCAUCAUUCAGUCGGGUGAACGUUACGAUUUUAUAUUAGCAGCAGACCAAGCUGUUGGAAACUAUUGGAUCCGAGCACAAUCUCUAGAAAUUGAACCAGAUCGACUUCAUAGGGCCCAUGCCAUAUUGAGAUACGAUAACGCAAAAGAGAUCGAUCCAGUUAGUUCCACGUACAGUUGUUCAGUCAGUAGCAGAUGUCUCGUCGUCAACUGUCCUUUCUUGUACUAUCCGGAAGGAGACUUUACAGACUGUCUCUCAGUUGAUAAACUCAAAGCUUUAGUUGAUGAUGAUCCUGCACAUGUACCAUCAGAUAGGCAAAUUAAGGAAUAUUUCCUAAACUUUGGUUUUCCUGGGGAACAUGGAUUUGGUCAGGCGUCUGUAAAUGGACGGAAACUAAAACUCCCCCCUGUUUCAGCGCUAACACAACCACUCGAGAUAGAGUCUACUUGUGAUCGGGCCGAUUGUGGGGAGGAGAAGGAAUGCGAGUGUACCUAUUCCUUAUCGCUUAACCAUGAUGAUGUCGUACAAAUGAUACUUGUCAAUAUGGGCAAAGGUACAGGAGGGUUUCAUCCAGUUCAUCUUCACGGAUAUUCUUUUUAUGUUCUGAAAAUCGGAUACGGUUUCUACAACAAUAUCACCGGACAGUACAUUGGUCCAAAAACAGAUGAUAUAAACUGCAGAGGUUCUGGUGACGAAAGAACCAGUUUUUGUAACGCAGCAACAUGGCGGAAUCAAUCCUGGGGUGGAGAUGACGUCCCCGGUCUUAAUCUGCUCAAUCCCCCACGAAAGGACACGCUCAUUCUUCCUAAUGGCGGUUAUGCAGUUAUCAGGAUUAAAGCGGAUAACCCAGGUCUCUGGAUUCUUCACUGUCAUAUGCAAGUUCACAAUGUCGAUGGAAUGGCUGUUCUUCUCAACAAUUCUUUUGACCGGAUACCAAAACCUUCUAAAAACUUUCCUAUCUGCCACAACUUCCCAACUGCAAGGCCCGAUGUGGUACCAACAACUACGCCCGCUUUGACAUCGCAAGAGAAUGGUGCCUGCGUUAAACAGUCAGAGAAUGCUGACGGCCAGUACAUAGUGGUGACAGUUGGUGUUUUGGUAGGGGUUCUGUUUAUCAUAUUGAUUAUGAUGGCCUACAUUCUUUAUCUACGGAACCAAGUGAAGAAAGCGACACACUCUUCGGCGAGUUAUGUCUUAGAAACACACUACCAGCAUUAA
Ylistrum balloti is the source of this 2142-nucleotide messenger RNA. RefSeq lists its product as uncharacterized. Gene Ontology annotation, biological process: iron ion transport. Gene Ontology annotation, cellular component: plasma membrane. The transcript has 2 exons. Gene Ontology annotation, molecular function: oxidoreductase activity; copper ion binding. Bases 1 to 2142 code for a protein of 713 amino acids. NCBI's taxonomy places the organism in Eukaryota, Metazoa, Mollusca, Bivalvia, Pectinida, Pectinidae. The record is from RefSeq and is a predicted model, not a curated record.